UUGAAGAUGAAGAAUCUCCGUACACCCAGUUUCUGUUAAACAAACUGAGUUUCUCUUCUUGAAUCAUUUCAUUACCCUUAUAAUCACAUUAUUCUCCCAAAAAACCCCUCACCCAUUUAUUUUAAUUUUAAUUUAAUCUUACCUUCCAUAUUAACACACACACUCUCUCUAGAAUAUUCGAUUAAUUAGUGAUAAAUAAACUCAAUUAUUAUUAUUACUAUUACUAUUAGAUAAUAAUAAUAACAAUAAUAACACCACCGUUACCCUUUUUCUUCUUCUCCUUCUCUACCCUAACGGUUACCGUCACAUAUGGGCGAAGAAACACAACUUCAACCACAAUCCCUAACCGGAACUCAAAUUCAACCGCAAUCUCAGCCACAACUGGAGGUUUCGGUUUCGGUUUCUUCCGAUCACAUCAUCAACGCCACCACCGUCGUCGGAGUCGACGGUAUUAUCCCCGUUGAGUCCGAACUCAGCAAUGUUCCUCCACACACAAACUCACCGGCAACCAAAAUCCCUCUCCGUCCUCGAAAGAUCCGGAAAGUUUCUCCGGACCCGACAACCUCCGAAUCGCAAACGGAAAUCCCUAAACCGGUCAAUUCCGGUGGGAAAUCGAAUGGACGGGGCAACAGCAACAAAGCGGUUCAACAACAACAACAGCGAGAACGAGCCCUAGCGCUUCCGAGGAUUGUUGCUAGAUCGCUUUCGUAUGAAGGUGAGGUUGAGAUGGCGAUUCGUUACCUUCGUACUGCUGAUCCGCUGUUAUCUCCUCUCAUUGAUAUUCAUCAACCGCCUACCUUUGAUAGUUUCCAUACUCCGUUUCUUGCCCUAACUCGAAGCAUUCUUUAUCAGCAACUCGCGUUUAAGGCUGGAACUUCGAUUUAUACGCGAUUUAUUGCUCUCUGUGGUGGUGAAGCUGGUGUUGUUCCGGAGACUGUGCUUGCUUUGAAUGCUCAGCAGCUUCGUCAAAUUGGGGUUUCUGGGAGGAAGGCGAGUUAUCUACAUGAUUUGGCUAGGAAGUAUCAGAAUGGGAUACUUUCUGAUUCCGCCAUUGUAAAUAUGGAUGAUAAGUCGCUUUUUACGAUGCUGACUAUGGUGAAUGGGAUUGGGUCUUGGUCUGUUCAUAUGUUUAUGAUAUUCUCGCUGCAUAGACCGGAUGUUCUUCCGAUUAAUGAUCUUGGUGUUCGGAAAGGGGUUCAGAUUCUUUAUAAUCUUGAUGAUUUGCCUCGGCCGUCUCAGAUGGAGCAGUUGUGUGAGAAGUGGAGACCUUAUCGGUCGGUUGCUUCGUGGUAUAUGUGGAGGUUUGUUGAGGCGAAGGGAACUCCUUCGACGGCAGUGGCUGUUGCUACUGGGGCUGGAUUGCAGCAGCAUCAGAUGGAGCAUCACCAACAACAGCAACAGCAGCAGCAGCAGCAUCCUUCGCAACAACAGCUUAUGGAUCCCAUGAAUGGCAUGUUUAAUAUUGGGUAAGAUGGUGUGUGUGAGUUUAUUUGAAAUAGAUCGAUUUGAAAAGGCGGGAAAGUUGUUUGCUUAAGGUUGCUGAUAUUGCUGCUAAUGGCUAUCUACAAUAGUCAUCAAAUAUUUUGAUUGAGAGCUUUCAUUUCAUAAUGUGUUGCUCACCCUUUUAGGUAAUUCAGGAACUAUAGAAAAAUGUAGAAUACAUGUCAUUGGAAAUAACAUCUUUGCCUUUUGAGCUU
Messenger RNA from Vicia villosa (hairy vetch), 1697 nucleotides. Its product is annotated as alkylbase DNA glycosidase-like protein mag2. The transcript has a single exon. Gene Ontology annotation, cellular component: protein-DNA complex; nucleus. Gene Ontology annotation, biological process: DNA alkylation repair; base-excision repair; base-excision repair, AP site formation. The coding region runs from base 310 to 1470 and encodes 386 amino acids. NCBI's taxonomy places the organism in Eukaryota, Viridiplantae, Streptophyta, Magnoliopsida, Fabales, Fabaceae. The record is from RefSeq and is a predicted model, not a curated record. Gene Ontology annotation, molecular function: DNA-7-methylguanine glycosylase activity; alkylated DNA binding; DNA-3-methyladenine glycosylase activity.